Messenger RNA from Conger conger (European conger), 1275 nucleotides. RefSeq names its product desmin (gene vimr1). Gene Ontology annotation, biological process: intermediate filament organization. The transcript is spliced from 3 exons. The record is from RefSeq and is a predicted model, not a curated record. The coding region runs from base 1 to 1275 and encodes 424 amino acids. Lineage: Eukaryota; Metazoa; Chordata; Actinopteri; Anguilliformes; Congridae. Gene Ontology annotation, molecular function: structural constituent of cytoskeleton. Gene Ontology annotation, cellular component: cytoplasm; plasma membrane; axon.
AUGAGAGGCGCGUCUUACUCCCAGAAAUCCCUGACGGUGUGCGGCUCCAGCAAGAUGCGGGUGCAGAGCCCCUCUCCCUCCCGCUACCGGAGCUCGUCUAGCAGCCGCGGUCGCGCCGGCUUCCAGGGCACCGCCGUGGAGGUGGGGACGGAGAUACACCAGCUCCACACCAACGAGAAGGAGGAGAUGCAGGUGCUGAACGUGCGCUUCGCGGGCUACAUCGAGAAGGUGCAGGCCCUGGAGCAGAGGAACGCGGCCCUGCGGGCGGAGCUGGAGGCCCUGAAGAGCCGCUACAAGGGGGGCCCCACCGGCAUCGCCGACGAAUACGAGCUGAAGUUCAAAGAGAUGAGGGACCUGAUCGAGAUGCUGACCAAGGAGAAGGGCGCGGCCGAUAUCGAGAGGGGCUACAUCGAGGAGGAGGUGGAGAUGUGGAGGCUCAAACUGGACGAGGAGCUUGCGCUCAAAGCGGAGGCGGAACUGAUCCUCAGAGAGUUCCGCGAGGACGUGGACAACGCCACCCUGCAGAAGGCCGACCUGGAGAGGAGGGUGGAGCAGCUGGUGGCGGAGAUUGAGUUCCUGAAGAAGCUGCACGACGAGGAGGUGGCCGACCUCGUCAAGCAGAUCGAGGAGUCCAAGGUGAGCGUGGAGCUGGACAGCGAACGGCCCGACCUGGCGGCCUACCUGCGCAGCAUGCGGGCGGAGAUCGAGCUGGUGGCCGCCCGCAACGUGAAGGAGGCCGAGAAGUGGUACAAGACCAAGUUCGACACCCUGAAGGACCACGCCAGCAAGCACGAGGGCCAGAUGCUGACCAUGAAGCAGGAGAUCAGCACCUUCUACAACCAGGUGACCGACCUGCAGAGCCAGAUCGACAGCCUGCGCGCCCGCAACGCGGCCCUGGAGCAGCAGCUGGAAGACAUGGAGGUGGCCCACCUGGAUAAGGUGGCCGGCUUCGAGCGCACGAUCGCCCAGCUGGAGAACCAGCUCUGCGAGACCAAGGUGGAGAUGAGCAAGUACCUACAAGACUACCAGGAGCUGCUUCACAUCAAGCUGAAGCUGGAUGCUGAGAUCGCCACCUACAGGAAGCUUUUAGAGGGGGAGGAGAAGAGGCUGGGCAUUUCUUCAGAGGUCAAGUGUACCACCUCAGCGUCCCGCAGUGUGGAGACUCACACAGCUUCCAGAAUACCUGCCUGGUGUCCCCCCCCCGCCCCUCCGUCACAAUCUGCUCUGAGAAAGGCAUCAGUCCCCUCCCAAACCCUUCACACUGGAGUGUCCUGA